This is a messenger RNA of Thrips palmi, 1627 nucleotides long. It is a transcript of the gene 5-HT2A, whose product is annotated as 5-hydroxytryptamine receptor 2A. The record is from RefSeq and is a predicted model, not a curated record. Gene Ontology annotation, biological process: chemical synaptic transmission; serotonin receptor signaling pathway; G protein-coupled receptor signaling pathway, coupled to cyclic nucleotide second messenger. Lineage: Eukaryota; Metazoa; Arthropoda; Insecta; Thysanoptera; Thripidae. The transcript is spliced from 9 exons. Gene Ontology annotation, cellular component: dendrite; membrane. Gene Ontology annotation, molecular function: neurotransmitter receptor activity; G protein-coupled serotonin receptor activity; serotonin binding. Bases 47 to 1627 code for a protein of 526 amino acids.
CGGCCUGUGGUGCUCGCUGGACGGGCUGGCCGACGGGUCGGCGACGAUGCCGCCCCGGCUGGCGGGGACGCGCAAGUUCGACUGGAGCUUCCUCUUCGUGCUGGCCUUCAUCGUGGCGGGCGGCGUCGGCAACAUCCUGGUGUGCCUAGCCAUCAUCCUGGACCGGCGGCUGCAGAACGUGACCAACUACUUCCUGCUGUCGCUGGCCGUGGCCGACCUCCUCGUCAGCCUGUUCGUCAUGCCGCUAGGGGCCAUCCCCGGCUUCCUCGGCUACUGGCCGCUGGGCGUCGUCUGGUGCAACAUCUACGCCACGUGCGACGUGCUGGCCUGCUCCGCCUCCAUCCUGCACAUGUGCUUCAUCUCGCUGGGCCGCUACCUGGGCAUCCGGAACCCGCUCAAGACGAGGAGGGCCUACUCCACCAAGCGGAUGGUGGCCCUCAAGAUCUCCCUCGUCUGGAUCCUGGCCAUGCUCAUCUCGAGUUCCAUCACCGUGCUGGGCGCGGUCAACCCGGACAACAUCAUGCCCAGGGAGGGCGAGUGCGUCAUCAACAACCGUGCCUUCUUCGUGUUCGGCUCGCUGGUGGCCUUCUACAUCCCCAUGGUGACCAUGGUGGUCACGUACGUGCUGACGGUGCAGCUGCUGCGGAAGAAGGCGCGCUUCGCCGUCGAGCACCCCGACACGGACCACUGGGGCCGGCUGGGGGGCCGCUUCGCCGCCGUCAAGCGCCGGCCGGCCAGGCCUCACAGCACGUCGCAGCCGGAGCUGAGCGAGUACAUGCGCGGGCCCACGCCGGGCAGCCCCGGGGGCACGGCCAUCGCGCUGGGCCUGGCGCUGGCCAAGAGGAACGAGAACGCCUCGGAGCAGGCCGGCGGUCGCAAGAACCGCCGCAACCUCCGCCUCAACGUGACGCCCUCCACCCUCAACCUCAAGUUCUUGCAGAACCGCAGCAAGCGGCAGACGCUGGCGCUCAACGCGGUGGCCACCGAGCAGAAGGCGUCCAAGGUGCUGGGGCUCGUGUUCUUCACGUUCGUGCUGUGCUGGGCCCCCUUCUUCCUGCUCAACAUCGUGUUCGCCAUCUGCCCGUCGUGCCAGAAGCGCGUCCCGCACCACGUCAUCGACACGUGCCUGUGGCUGGGCUACGUGUCGUCCACCAUCAACCCCAUCAUCUACACGGUCUUCAACCGCACCUUCCGGGCGGCCUUCAUCCGCCUGCUGACGUGCAGGUGCAGCCGCGUGUCUCGGCCGCCGCGCUACCGGUCCGUCACGGACACGCGCACCGCGGCGUCCACGCCGGGGCUCAACUUCGGCCCCGGGUACAAAUUAUAUCUAACCAUUUCUUUCAUGAAGAAACGCAUGUUCAUAAUGUAUAGAAUUUCACAUUUAAGAAAUGAAAGGGGUCUUGUAAGGAGAGAAUGGCAUAGGUUGACAAAGUACCAUUUGUCAAAUCAUUCCAUAGUCUCACAGCGCUGCCUCAAGAAGCAUGAAAUGAAAAAAAGAAUAAUUAGUGUUUAUAGAAGCAUUUAUUGUCUGCAUUUUGCAUCCAUCACCUGUCCUAAUGUUAGUUACUACGUGAUCUUGCAAUCCUCCAGAACUGUUUUUGUCUGUAGCCAAACUGAUUUGGACUGA